AUGGCCUUCAACAGUCCGCUGAUCGGCUCAAAUUACCCACGAAAAACGCGCGACAAGCAUCCUCGUAUGACACAUGAGAAGCACGCGUGCAAGAACGGAUUGGCCAAACACGUCGAGCAUCUUCUUUUUUAUGGCGCCGUCGUGGACGCGGAAAAUGUGAACGGCAACACUCCCCUACAUGUCUGCUCAGUCAACAAUCGGCCUGAUUGCGCUCGAGUGCUUCUGUUUCGUGGGGCGAAUCAUCUGGCUGUGAAUAAGCAGGGACAGACCGCUUUAGCAGCUCUCGCUAAUUAUCGUCGGGCACCACUGCUGUCGCCGACGUCAUCGCUUCACACAACCCGUCUGCUAGUG
Ostertagia ostertagi is the source of this 351-nucleotide messenger RNA. The record is from the annotation of a GenBank genome assembly. Lineage: Eukaryota; Metazoa; Nematoda; Chromadorea; Rhabditida; Trichostrongylidae.